Molecule: messenger RNA, 5243 nt
Organism: Oryzias latipes (Japanese medaka)
Lineage: Eukaryota; Metazoa; Chordata; Actinopteri; Beloniformes; Adrianichthyidae
Gene: pola1
Product: polymerase (DNA directed), alpha 1
Biological process (GO): DNA replication; mitotic DNA replication initiation; leading strand elongation
Cellular component (GO): alpha DNA polymerase:primase complex
Molecular function (GO): DNA-directed DNA polymerase activity; single-stranded DNA binding; nucleotide binding
Source: RefSeq, a predicted model, not a curated record
UUCCUGCAUAUGACUUUCCCCGGGAAGAUCAUUUGGCGCGACUGUAUUGUUGUUGUUGACCUGCCAUCGUCCCCUCUUUGCACGGCUUGAAGUGGGCAGCCAAUAAAGACUUAAACUAGAAGUUAUGUCUCCAGUUUCAAACCCAGAGAAAGACGUGGACGCUGCGGGAAGUGAUGAUGGCGGCGAUGGCUGCAGCCUGGCCAAAUCUCGCUCCAGGCGAGAGAAGAGGGAGAAGGUCGGCAGGAAGUCCGCUUUGGAGCAACUAAAGAAAGCCAAGAUGGGAGAGAAGAUCAAAUACAAGGUGGAGGAGUUUAGUCAUGUGUACGAGGAGGUGGAUGAGGAGCAGUACUCCAAGUUGGUACAAGAAAGGCAGGAAGACGACUGGAUUAUCGACGAUGAUGGUACGGGAUAUGUGGAGGACGGACGAGAAAUUUUCGAUGACGAUUUGGACGACGACGUGGUGGAAAAACGGGGAAAAGGGGGCGCAAAGGGAGCGGAGUCCAAGAAAACUGUGAAGAAAGCUGCAGUAACCAAACCCAACACCAUAAAGAGCCUUUUCAUGAACAGUAAUGUGAAAAAGCCUGCUGAGAAAGAUAUUGAUUUAUCCAAAGACGACCUGUUAGGAGAUAUUCUGCAGGACCUGCACUCUGAGAAACCAGCGGUUCUGGCUCCUCCCCCAGUGAUCACGCUGAAGAAGAAGAAGUCUUUGGGUUCACCCAUGAACCCCUUCUCCAUCAGACAUCAGAUGCCUAAGGAGUCUCCGAUGACGGGGUUAAAGGCUAAAACCGUCCGUCCUCCACCUGCAGAGCUCAGACCGCCGGCCUGCCCGUCUCCCCCUCUGGAAAAAAGCAGUGAAAAGGUGGAAAAACCAAAAGAAGAAGAAGAAGAGAACGACUCACUGGCAUUAGACGAGGUGGAUUUUGAUGAACCGAUGGAGACGGAGCCUGAGAUCAAAGAGGAGACAGAAGCUGAAGCAGCACCCUCAGUGCCUAAAGUUGAGCCAAAGAAGGAGCCCCUGAGUCCAGCCCCCCUUCCCUCCAGAGUUGGGGGUCAUUGGGGUCAAGAGGAGGAGACUGGAGCGAGUGACGUCCCCGCAGAAGUGCAUGUGGACUCCAGCCAGCUGCCGUUGGUGGAGGGUGAGGACGGAGAGCCGGCCUUUCGCUUUUAUUGGCUGGACGCCUUUGAAGACCCUUACAACCAACCGGGUGUGGUCUACCUGUUUGGGAAAGUGUGGAUUCAGUCGGCAAAGUCUCACGUGAGCUGCUGCGUCACCGUCAAGAACAUCGAGCGGACAAUUUACCUUCUACCUCGUGAAUACAAAACCAACCCCAAAACCGGCGAAGUGUCUGGCGAGCCUGUAGGAAUGAUGGACGUUUACCAAGAAUUCAGCGAGCUCUCUGAGAAAUUUAAGGUCAUGAAGUUCAAAUCAAAGAAAGUGGAGAAGAACUACGCUUUUGAAAUUCCUGAUGUUCCCAAUCAGUGCGAAUACCUGCAGAUCCAAUACUCUGCCGAGUUUCCAGCUCUGCCGCCCGACCUGAAGGGGGCGACCUUCUCCCACAUUUUUGGAACGAACACCUCCAGUCUGGAGCACUUUCUCCUCAGCAGGAAAAUUAAAGGCCCCUGCUGGUUGGAUAUCAAGACACCACAGAUGAUGCACCAGCCGGUCAGCUGGUGUAAGGUGGAGGUCCUGGCUCUGAGGGGCGACACCAUUUCUUUAGUCAAAGACCUGCCACCUCCGCCGCUCACGGUCAUGUCCAUCAGCCUCAAGACUGUGCAGAACCCAAAGACGCACCACAACGAGAUUGUGUCCCUCGCUGCCCUCCUUCACUACGGCUUCCACAUGGACAAAGCUCCUCCUCAGACUCCGUAUCAGAACUAUUUCUGUGUGAUCAGUAAACCAGCAGACUGCAUUUUCCCGUACGACUUCAAAGAGGCUCUAAGGAAGAAGAACGGGAAGGUGGAGAUCGCUUCCACGGAGCGGACUCUACUCGGCUUCUUUUUGGCCAAAAUGCACAAGAUCGACCCCGAUGUGCUGGUGGGUCACGACAUCUUUGGUUUUGAUCUGGAAGUUCUCCUGCAGAGGAUCAAUGUGUGCAAAGUUCCCCACUGGUCUAAAAUAGGGCGUCUCAGAAGAGCCAACAUGCCCAAAUUAGGGGGUCGAGGUCUCUUCGCGGAGAAGAAUGCAACCUGCGGCCGUCUGGUGUGUGAUGUGGAGAUCUCCGCCAAAGAGCUGAUUCGCUGCAAAAGUUACCACCUGACUGAGCUGGCCGCUCAGGUGCUGAAGGUGGAGAGAGUCACCGUCCCCCAGGAGGAGGUCAAGAAUCUGUACAGCGACUCUCCUCACCUGCUGUACCUGCUGGAGUUGACGUGGACCGACGCCAAGCUGAUCCUCCAGAUUAUGUGCGAGCUCAAUGUGCUUCCUCUCGCCCUGCAGAUCACCAACAUCGCCGGAAAUGUCCUGUCUCGCACGCUGAUGGGUGGCCGUUCAGAGAGGAACGAAUACCUGCUGCUUCAUGCAUUCCACGACAAGAACUACAUUGUCCCCGACAAACCGUCCUUUAAAAAAGCACAGCUGGAGAUGGGUGAUGGAGAGGAGGAUGUGGAUGCAGGAAAAGGGAAAAGGAAGAAGAAGGCAGCAUAUUCUGGAGGUCUGGUUCUGGACCCCAAAGUGGGUUUCUACGAUCAGUUUGUGCUCCUUCUAGACUUCAACAGCUUGUAUCCCUCCAUCAUCCAGGAGUUUAACAUCUGCUUCACCACCGUGCAGAGGGAGGCUCAGAACUCCCGCAGGAAGAGGGAGGAAGAUGAAUCAGAAGAAAUUCCAGAGAUUCCAGAUCCCGGCCUGGAAAUGGGAAUUCUCCCUAAAGAAAUCAGGAAACUGGUUGAACGGCGUAAACAGGUCAAACAGCUGAUGAAGCAGCAGGACAUCAACCCGGAUCUGUACAUGCAGUAUGACAUCCGUCAGAAGGCCCUGAAGUUGACGGCCAACAGCAUGUACGGCUGCCUGGGAUUCAGCUUUAGCCGCUUCUAUGCAAAGCCGCUGGCUGCUCUGGUGACGCACAAAGGCAGAGAGAUCCUGAUGCACACCAAAGACAUGGUUCAGAAGAUGAACCUGGAAGUCAUUUAUGGAGAUACUGACUCCAUCAUGAUCAACACCAACAGCAAGUCGCUAGAAGAAGUUUUCAAACUUGGAAAUAAGGUGAAGGCAGAAGUGAACAAGCUGUACAAACUCUUGGAGAUCGACAUCGACGGGGUGUUUAAGUCACUUCUGCUGCUCAAGAAGAAGAAAUAUGCAGCACUGGUGGUGGAGCACCAUGGCGAUGGACGGUACAGCGUGAAGCAAGAACUCAAAGGCUUGGACAUUGUCCGCAGAGAUUGGUGCGACCUGGCCAAGGAAUGUGGCAAUUAUGUGAUUGGUCAGAUCUUGUCCGACCAGAGUCGUGACAUUAUUGUGGAGAACAUCCAGAAGCACCUGGUGGAAGUGGGAGAGCGGGUCGCCAAUGGAGACAUACCCCUGAACCUGUAUGAAAUACACAAGGCCUUGACAAAGGAUCCUCAAGACUACCCAGACAAGAAAAGCCUUCCUCAUGUCCACGUUGCUCUAUGGAUCAACUCUCAGGGCGGACGAAGAGUCAAAGCCGGAGAUACGAUCUCUUACCUCAUCUGCAAGGAUGGUUCCACGCUAGCAGCCAGUCAGAGGGCUUAUGCUCUGGAGCAGCUGCAGAAACAAGAGGGUCUCAGUGUGGACACGCAGUACUACCUGGCCCAGCAGAUCCACCCGGUGGUGUCCCGCAUCUGUGAGCCCAUUGAGGGCAUCGACGGCGUGCUCAUAGCAACGUGGCUGGGUCUGGACCCGAGUCAUUUCCGAUCCCACCAGCAGCAUCAGAGGGAGGAGGAGGCGGACGGCAUGCUGGGAGCUCCCGUCCAGCUGACAGACGAGGAGCGCUACAGAGACUGUGAGAGGUUUACCUUCACCUGCCCUUCAUGUGGCACCGACAACAUCUAUGACAACGUCUUCGAGGGAGCUGGUAAUAAGGUGGAGCCCGGUUUGAUGCGGUGCUGUCAUAUUCCCUGUCAGAGUCGCCCCAUCGACCACCCGGUUCACAUCAGCAACAAACUCCUACUGGACAUCCGGCGCCACAUUAAGAAAUACUACUCAGGCUGGUUGGUGUGUGAGGACCAAGCCUGCCAGAACAGGACCAGGCGUUUGCCCAUCGCCUUUUCCCGCCACGGCCCCAUCUGCCCCGCCUGCUCCAGAGCAACACUCAGGCCUGAGUACUCCGAGAAGGCCCUGUACAACCAGCUCUGCUUCUACAGAUUCAUCUUUGACUGGGAGCACGCCUUUUCCAAAGUGCUGACUCAGGAGGAGAGACUGCUGGUGAACCAGAUGAAAAUGCAGAAGGAGGUGUAUCGGAAGCUGAAGGAGGUGCCAGAAAAGGCCUUGGCGGCCAGCGGGUACUCAGAGGUCAACCUGGCCAAACUUUUCCAAGCAUUCUCCUCCCUCAAGUAAAAACUAGUCCCCACACAGUCUGCUGCAUAUGUCUUUAGUUUAUAUAUACAUGAACAGCUCAAUUGCUUGGAGGCUUUGUCCUCAUUGGGCUUGUUAUUGGCUAUAAAAAUGCCCAUCACUCCCUCCCUGAGUCCAGUUUCCUCACAUACGCCGGCACACACACUCAUAGCUUGACCCCAUCACCCUUACUCUGUAUGGUAAGGGGAGAGGCAAUCAUACCUAAAUGACAGUCUAUUGUAUGUGCAGAGGCUAGCUGUGCCCAGAUAUAUAUAUGUGUGUGUGUGAGGGAGAGGGUGUAAAAAUGACUUGUCCUCAGAGCGGCCGCGUACUCCAAAAGCAGCUAAUUAGCCAAUGAUAGUGACCCCGGCCACUGAGACCGCUGGAUGCCUGCAGCGGUCGGACACUUGUUCUGAUUACCACCAUUCAUCCCGCGCGCGAGUGUGACGAGUGUGUGUCAGAUCAGCAGAGGAAGGGAAAGAGCGAGGAGGGCGCAGGGAGUGGCGGGGUGAGGAAGGCCACACGCGCUGCCGCUUUGCUCUUUUGUCCCGGUAUCGAACAGCUGAUCCGCUUCCCCUCCACUGCCUCUGUUUAACCGUCUCUCUUUUCCCCUCAUCCUUCCAGACAAACUGUGUUUUAAAGUGUCUUUUGUCAUAAAAAUGAUCGUAUUUCAUGUGUUUUCAUGUUGAUGCUAAUAAUUUUGUUACAGAAAUUUGAAUAAAGAUUUAGAUUUGAUGUC